This is a messenger RNA of Kockovaella imperatae, 975 nucleotides long. RefSeq names its product putative t-SNARE. Gene Ontology annotation, cellular component: SNARE complex; membrane; endomembrane system. The record is from RefSeq and is a predicted model, not a curated record. NCBI's taxonomy places the organism in Eukaryota, Fungi, Basidiomycota, Tremellomycetes, Tremellales, Cuniculitremaceae. The coding region runs from base 51 to 890 and encodes 279 amino acids. Gene Ontology annotation, biological process: vesicle fusion; Golgi to vacuole transport; intracellular protein transport. The transcript is spliced from 8 exons. Gene Ontology annotation, molecular function: SNARE binding; SNAP receptor activity.
UUCCACUUUGUCCCUCUAUCGCACUGUCCCGUUUCCAUUGGUCAACAGAGAUGAGUUUCAACGAUCUAGAGCGAGGAGAGCCAUCUCAACCGAUACGGCGGAGUGGCGCUCAGUCCGAGGAGGACAAGGUAUUCACGACGGUGAAGGAUUCCGUCUCCAUACAGAUCUUCAAGAUUCAGAGCAAUGUCACUGGUAUUCAGAGACUGGUGGACAAGCUGGGCAGGCCGGGUGACGGUCCAGCUUUACGGACCAGCCUACACAACUUGACCGAGUCGACUCGGGAUAUGGUGAAGAAUUCGACAGACGACGUCAAAAAGUUGGCCGCUUUUCCCGCUGGAGGACCACAUGCCGCACGGAAACCUAUACAGGCCAAGUUGGCACGAGAAUUCAGCACGGCCAUACAAUCCUUUCAGCGCGCUCAAAAGCUCAGUGCGGAGAAACAGAGACAUAAUGUGGAAGAUCAGAAACGUAGGGUGGAUCAGCUAGUCGAGGAUGAAUCAAUUGCCGAUGAGCCAAGAGGAAGCGUAGAGUUGGGACACGUCUCUCAACAGCAAUUGCAACAGCAGCAGGUCCAACAGGUCUCCGCCCAAGAGCUAGAAUUCCAAGAGACACUCAUCGCUGAGCGAGAAGCGGAGAUCAGAGAGAUCGAGACGGGGAUUCACGAGUUGAACGAUAUCUUCAGAGAUCUAGGAACGAUUGUCGAACAGCAGGGUGGUCUCAUAGAUAACAUCGAAUCCAAUAUCACUUCGGUUGCUCAGAAUACUUCUUCAGCAGCAGACGAGCUGACCACCGCCCAUGAAUAUCAGCGCAAAGCUGGCAGACGGAUGGUGUGUCUGUUGAUCAUUCUGGUGGUCGUGAUCUUGGUUGUUCUCCUGGCGAUCCUGUCGUGAUCCUUGUUGUGUCUUAUAUAAUAAUAUUGUACUUGGCAUGAUGCAUCUGUGUGGCUGGUAACGAGGACACCUCGGGUACUCUGAU